AUGGAGAGUAAUUUCGUGUCGGUCUUUAAGCUGGAUGGUGUUCCCAUACUACCGCCGCUGGUUAAUGAGGAGGUGCGUGCAGCCGUAGCCAUUUACCGGCAGAAGGCAAUCGAAAUCGAAAAACGACUGGAAGAAAGAAAAAGGACCUUGGCCGUGGAUUGCGAAUUGAUCGAUACGAAUAGUUCGAUCGUUAGAGGAGGGUGUUCAAAAUUGGCCGUGGUAGAUGAUGCAGAAUGUGGUGUAUCGGAUCAUCAGAUAGAACUGGAAGCAGCAGUAAACGUAUCAACAAUUCUAACAGCGAAUGUAGUGAACGAUUUUUCCAGCCAAAGUGAAGAAUCAACAUUUACGGUUCACUUGGAAGCUUUAUGCGAACCCUCACAACAAAAGAUCGUGACUGUCAUUGAGACAGUAGAAAAAUUACAAGCUGAUCAAACCGACUGCAGUCUCAUCUGCCGAGACCAAGCACCCAGGCAUGCAGAGCAAGCACAAUUCGAUGUCGAUAAACAACCGUGUUGGCAAUCACCUACCAGAACGGUGACUCCAACGUCAGAAGAAUCGCUGGGAUGGUUCCCGUUGGUAAGAUCCAACACUUAUAAUCUAGAAAAACCGAGCAUCGAUCUAAUGAAUCUGCAAAGAGUCGAUCAUUCUACACCGAUCGAUCGGGCAAAGUUAGAUUCUGCUUUAGAAAACGUAAUAGACUGCUGCAAUCCUAAAGUUCCUACCGUUGAAAGCAAACCGGUUACACCGAAACCGAAAGUAGUAGCACAAAAGGACACUGCACCGGUAAAAGUUCAACCAAUCCCAUUUGGUAAAUAUAAAACGGAUCGACUGACCAAAUCCCCCAAACAGCCGAUCGUGGAUCCUGCCAAAUGUCGAACGAAACGAAAACCGGCUUCGCGUAAGAUCAGCCACUCUUCCGCCGGUUCGGGGGUUGCAUCUGAUCGUGCACUUGAUAGCGUCGCGCAAGCACUAACUAUACACGAACGGCGCAUGAUGGAACUGUUAAAAAGGCAAGAAGAAGAACGACUAAUGUUGGAAAAAAGUUUUCGCGAAAAAACUCAAGAGUUGGUAGCACUUUGUGGGAAAUCUCUUACCAUAGAGUGUGAUGUGAUGGGAAACGAGAAAAAUAGUAUGAUGAUGAUGCCGGAUUGCAAUCGAACAAAGACGCCGGACAUUAAUGUUGCUUCGAGCGUUAGCCAACUAUCGCUGUGCGAUGUGUCCUAUGAUUCGUGUACCGAUACGGACGAUGCCGCUUACCAAACAUGCCAUGCGAACGGAACUUCGGAAGAGAAUGUCAACAACAAUGAACAUACGUUGACGGAAGAACAACCCUUGGCGGAUAGGAAUGAUCUUUUCGCUAUGAUGAAUUCAUCGGUUCGUACAAUGACCAAAAUCCAAGACAGCAACGGAAAUGAUGUGAUUAGUCUUUUGCCAGAGCGAAUGACGGAACUGCAACAAGAGAAAGCGGCCACCAUUAUUAAUGCUUACGCACGGGGCUAUCUAACCAGGCGUCUGCUUAAGACGGACGAAGUGCAAAGCAUUAAACGCACGAUAGCCGAUAUCAUUUGCUUUAUUAUAAGCUCGCAAACGCAGCCGAAAGGAAUGAAAGAGGACAAUGCAAACCAGGCAGCUGUUCGUCGGAAUGCCGGUAAACACAUUGCAUUUUGUUUGGAUCGAUUACAUGAUAUUUUUGUAACCAGCACGCCACAGGAACGUAUGCAAAUGAUUCGUCGUGAUCGUUGUUUAAAAAGCAAAUCUACACUGCCAAAGGUACACAAACCGACCGUUUAG
Anopheles marshallii is the source of this 1791-nucleotide messenger RNA. RefSeq lists its product as uncharacterized. The record is from RefSeq and is a predicted model, not a curated record. Gene Ontology annotation, cellular component: centriole. Gene Ontology annotation, biological process: centrosome duplication; regulation of cytokinesis; centriole replication. Gene Ontology annotation, molecular function: protein binding. The coding region runs from base 1 to 1791 and encodes 596 amino acids. NCBI's taxonomy places the organism in Eukaryota, Metazoa, Arthropoda, Insecta, Diptera, Culicidae. The transcript has 2 exons.